Molecule: messenger RNA, 1276 nt
Organism: Myotis lucifugus (little brown bat)
Lineage: Eukaryota; Metazoa; Chordata; Mammalia; Chiroptera; Vespertilionidae
Gene: GPR18
Product: G protein-coupled receptor 18
Exons: 1
Coding region: 71-1174 (367 amino acids)
Biological process (GO): positive regulation of Rho protein signal transduction; phospholipase C-activating G protein-coupled receptor signaling pathway
Cellular component (GO): membrane
Molecular function (GO): G protein-coupled receptor activity
Source: RefSeq, a predicted model, not a curated record
UAUUAAUAAAUAUUAAGACACAUAUAUUGACUCUACAAUAUAAAGUACUCCCAAAAUUAGAAUCCACUGCAUGCUAAGUAUGAGAAUGCUAACAUUUAUUUUUCAGCCAACGGUUUUAUUCCUCCUAAUAUUCGCAACUGUUUUACAGUUUCCAAGUGUCACGGCCACCAACUAUAAGAUGACCACCUCUCACAAUCAAGCUCAACCUGGCUCUUCUAAUAGCUCAUACCCAGAUGAAUACAAAAUUGCAGCCCUUGUCUUCUACAGCUGUAUCUUCAUAAUUGGAGUAUUUGUUAAUGUCACUGCCUUAUGGGUUUUCAGUUGUUCCACCAAGAAAAGAACCACUGUAACCAUCUAUAUGAUGAAUGUGGCAUUGCUGGACCUAAUAUUUAUAAUGAGUUUACCUUUUCGAAUGUUUUAUUAUGCAAAAGGUGAAUGGCCAUUUGGCGAACACUUCUGCAAGAUUCUCGGGGCACUCACAGUGUUUUAUCCGAGUAUUGCCCUAUGGCUUCUUGCUUUUAUUAGUGCUGACAGAUACAUGGCCAUUGUGCAGCCGAAAUAUGCCAAAGAACUUAAAAAAACAUUCAAAGCCGUGCUAGCAUGUGUGGGAGUCUGGAUAAUGACCCUGAUAACCACCAUCCCACUCCUCCUGCUCUAUGAAGACCCUGAUAAAGCCUCCAGCCCUGCCACCUGCCUCAAGAUUUCUGACAUCGUCCACUUAAAAGCUAUUAACAUAUUGAACUUCACUCGACUUAUAUUUUUUUUCUUGAUUCCUCUGUUCAUCAUGAUUGGGUGCUACUUGGUCAUUAUUCAUAGUCUCCUCCAUGGUAGGACAUCGAAGCUCAAACCAAAAGUCAAGGAGAAGUCUAUUAGGAUCAUCAUCACACUCCUGGUGCAGGUGAUCGUCUGCUUCAUGCCUUUCCACAUCUGCUUUGCUUUCCUGAUGUUGGAAGGGGAUGAGAACAGUUACAAUCCCUGGGGAGCCUUUACCACCUUCUUGAUGAACCUCAGUACCUGUCUGGAUGUGAUUCUCUACUACAUUGUUUCAAAACAAUUUCAGGCUCGAGUCAUUAGUGUCAUGCUAUACCGCAAUUACCUUCGGAGCGUGCGCAGGAAAAGCUUCCGAUCAGCUAGUUUGCGGUCACUAAGCAACAUAAACAGUGACAUGUUAUGAGUAGUAAGUUUUUUGUCUUCAACCUCCUUAAAUUCACUUUACUAAUUACCCUAGAGUCAGUGGACAUUUUGUAUAUUAUCAAGUCCCUUCUUUCCUGAAAAA